Messenger RNA from Suillus fuscotomentosus, 987 nucleotides. RefSeq lists its product as uncharacterized. Bases 1 to 987 code for a protein of 328 amino acids. The record is from RefSeq and is a predicted model, not a curated record. The transcript is spliced from 3 exons. NCBI's taxonomy places the organism in Eukaryota, Fungi, Basidiomycota, Agaricomycetes, Boletales, Suillaceae.
AUGGAUCAAACCGAAGUCAAUCGCUUUGCAGCUUCCAGAGAGCCGUCAUCGGGUAAAGCGCCCACCAAGACCAUGAAAAAUAAGUCCGCAGUAUAUGAACCGACCGCUCUGCGCCAGAACCAGUCUCAAGUUGGACAUGACAAAUGGUGCGAUGUGGCUCACCCGUUCAUGCCCAACAUCAACACCUUCUUCACAUCGGCUAUGACUCCCGCGGACAAAGAUUUGAGUUGUGUCAAGCCAACCCACGCAAGAAUGGAUGAGGGAUACAGGCUCCCCGAUCAUGGAUUAUUUGUCAAUGUCCUUUCCUCGCAGUCUCUGAAGAAAUAUCUCGCUAACUGGUUGGCAUGCCGUGAGUCGUGGCUGAGGCAUGUUUAUAUGUCGCCUCCAUCUCCGCUCCCUCGGUCCCAAAGCUGGCGUGAUCUAUUGAUCACACAGCCAACAACACCACAGCCCUCGUCGUCAAGUAGUCAGAUGCCAUCAGGCAAGACUGGCAAGUCCAAAGCCAAACUCAACCUGUUCUUUGGAGAUGAAUUAUCGCUCCUACACCAGUUUUGGACUGGAUCCCAGAUGUUGCAAUGGAGGGGUCAGAAAAUUGAAGCAGCAAUGCUCGAGAAUCCGCCGCAUCAUCUCAUUCAACAGAUCAUAUAUGAGAUUUGCGAGCAAAGCUUCCAAUACGACCUUCUGGAACUCGAUGAACAUCUUGCCGGUCAUAUGCGGCUGGAUCGGGAGGCGAAGAAGCGUCACAUGGAGUUGCUCUGUGGAAUUUUUCCUCAGCAUGAUGCUCUUUUAUAUUUCGAGAAUUUUCGUCAAGUGUUGAUCGCAUGGGACGGUGCUCCUCAAGAUCUCAAACAGCCUUUCACCGAGUCGAUGCCCGAGGGAGAGAAGUGGCAAUGCAUGAAGCAAUGUGCCCUGUUUUAUGUACAAUCAUUUUACGACAACACAGGUCGCCCCCCCAUGGUCCCUCAUAUACUUUACGCGGGUCCAUAG